CAAAAACAGCAUGGCUUUAUUCACAUUUCAGCAUAAGACCGUGAUCACGCUUUCUUGCGUUUUUUGUGUGAAAUGUGCGAGGAGCGUGCGUGGAAUCGAUUCUUGUCUCCUUGUCUUGAGCAGGGUUAUAUAAAAAUCAAGAAAAGCCAUGCGCCGCUGCAUUCGCAGCUAAUCCUAUCUGCGCCCUCCAUUUCCGAUCCAUCCAUUUCGCGACCCUUCCUUCCUUCCUUCCUUCAUCUUCUUCAUCUCCCUGAACUCGCGCAUUCUCCGGCCAAGGAGCCGCCUUUGCGAGUCUUUCCUCGGACCCAUCAAGGGAUUCGGUGGAAAGUCGAGGACUUUGGUCGCCGGAUGGACCCGAACCAGCAGCCCCAGCAGCAGCCGCCGUACCUCCCCCAGCCGGGGCCGCCGUUCAACCACCUGAUGCAGCAGCAGCAGCAGCAGCUCCAGAUGUUCUGGUCGUACCAGCGGCAGGAGAUCGAGCAGGUGAACGACUUCAAGAACCACCAGCUCCCCCUGGCCCGCAUCAAGAAGAUUAUGAAAGCCGACGAGGACGUCCGCAUGAUCUCCGCCGAGGCCCCCAUCCUCUUCGCCAAGGCCUGCGAGCUCUUCAUCCUCGAGCUCACCAUCCGAUCUUGGCUCCACGCCGAGGAGAACAAGCGCCGGACCCUCCAGAAGAACGACAUUGCCGCCGCCAUCACCAGGACCGACAUCUUCGACUUCUUGGUCGAUAUCGUGCCCCGCGACGAGAUCAAGGAGGAAGCCAUGGGCGGCGCCCUCGGCGCCCCCGUGGUGGGUCCCCCUGCCAGUGGCGUGCCCUACUACUAUCCGCCUAUGGGCCAGCCGGCUGCGCCGGGAGCGGUUUAUAUGCAGCAGCCUCCGCCUCCGCCUUCUCAGGCGUGGCAGAGCGUGUGGCAGAAUGCGGCCGCCGAUGAUGGCUCCUAUGGCCAGGGCAAUCCUGAUGGACAAGGUUGAUGAAACCUACCGGAAGAUGUUAAUAUGCUCCACAGCUCGCUGGAAGGUGGACUAGCCUUGCUGAUAUCUCUUAGGGUUACUUGUUGAACUGUGUACCGAUGCUCAUGACUAGUGGAUUUAAGCGUGACGCUGUUGACGAAAUAUGUGGAUGGCUGACUCAGUGCAGUGACAAUAUUGAUGCUAUGACAUGCCUAAUUGUUCUGCA
This is a messenger RNA of Syzygium oleosum, 1177 nucleotides long. RefSeq names its product nuclear transcription factor Y subunit C-1-like. Gene Ontology annotation, biological process: regulation of DNA-templated transcription. Gene Ontology annotation, cellular component: nucleus. Lineage: Eukaryota; Viridiplantae; Streptophyta; Magnoliopsida; Myrtales; Myrtaceae. The record is from RefSeq and is a predicted model, not a curated record. The coding region runs from base 73 to 972 and encodes 299 amino acids. Gene Ontology annotation, molecular function: DNA-binding transcription activator activity, RNA polymerase II-specific; protein heterodimerization activity; DNA binding. The transcript is spliced from 2 exons.